Molecule: messenger RNA, 948 nt
Organism: Ilyonectria robusta
Lineage: Eukaryota; Fungi; Ascomycota; Sordariomycetes; Hypocreales; Nectriaceae
Product: mitochondrial carrier domain-containing protein
Exons: 2
Coding region: 1-948 (315 amino acids)
Biological process (GO): mitochondrial phosphate ion transmembrane transport
Cellular component (GO): mitochondrial inner membrane
Molecular function (GO): phosphate transmembrane transporter activity
Source: RefSeq, a predicted model, not a curated record
AUGGCAGAGAAGCAGAGUGAAGUGCCCAAUUUUACCAUCAGCGACUAUGUCAAGUUCUUUGGCGCCGGUGCCCUUGCGGCGACGUCCACCCAUGGAGCUGCCACACCAAUCGACGUGGUAAAGACACGCAUCCAGGUCGACGAUGCCUUGAAGGGCUACAACAUGAUCCAGGCCGGCCGCACGAUCGUAGCCAAAGAGGGAGCAUCAGCGCUGCUUACCGGGUUCGGACCCACGGCUGUGGGAUAUCUCGUCCAGGGUGGCGCCAAGUUUGCCGGCUACGAGUUCUUCAAGAAGAAGUACAUUGAAGCUGCGGGUGGCAUUGAAAAGGCCGUGGAGCGCCGGACAGCCAUCUACCUUGGUGCUAGCGCGACGGCCGAGUUCUUUGCCGACAUUUUGCUCUGUCCACUCGAGGCGACAAGAAUUCGACUGGUAUCUCAGCGCGGAUAUGCCAGCGGCUUCGCAUCGGGCUUCGCGAGGAUGGCGAGGGAGGAGGGACUCAGAGGAUUCUACUCUGGGUUCGUCCCUCUGCUGUUCAAGCAGGUCCCUUUCGCCGUGGGACAAUUCUCGGUUCACGAGGCGGCAAAUGAAAUCAUCUACCGGUCAAUAGGCCCGGAGCGCAAAGCGAAGCUGACACAUCUUGAGACCACCGGCGUAGAGUUGACGUCAGGUAUCGCGGCGGGAGUGGCAGCGGCGGUACUCUCGCACCCGGCAGACACGCUGCUGUCGGCUAUCAAUAAGGGCGCCGGAGACCCGAAGCAGGGUGCGACAAGUCGCAUGUUCCAGCUGGCUCGUGAGUUUGGCCCUAAGCGAUUGAUUACCACGGGCUUGGGACCUCGCUUGAUCAUGACAUGCGGACUGGUAUCCGGGCAGUUUGUUAUUUACGCGCAGUGCAAGGCUUUUACGGGAGCGCCGCCAGGUAUCGAAAUCCACAAGGAGGCAUCCCUGUGA